UUUCCUUCGUUCUGUCGCCUAGCCAAACCGACAGUUUUAACUCUAUCGGGCCGGAUCUGUUCGACUAAUGGGCCUUGUGAGAGGAUUCAAUCCAGUCCGAACUUUAAUAAGAACGUAACACUCUUAAACUAAACCCUGCCGUGACUCGCCUGUACUUGUUAGUUGCGCCUCAUUCUCUUCCGUCUCUCCUCUCGAUUCCCUGGUGAAGCAUGGAGCUUUCCGAUCCAAGGAACGACAAAACCAACAAACCGAAGCAGCCUCCAAAGCGAUUCAUAAAGAACCAAAUCCCAGACUCGAUCCUCAACGACGCAUCCCUCAACGCGGCGGUCUCCCUUCUCCCUUCCAUCUACCAGUUCGAGGUCCACAAAUGCGUCUGGCGCAUCAAAUCCACAAACGCCAAACGCAUCGCUAUCCAGCUCCCGGAGGGUCUUCUCAUGUACGCUCUUACUCUCUCCGACAUCUUCACUUCCUUCGCUGGAGCCUCCCACUGCUUCGUCCUCGGCGACGUCACUUACGGAGCUUGCUGUGUCGACGACUUCUCCGCCUCUGCUCUUGGUGCUGACUUGCUUAUUCACUACGGGCAUAGUUGCCUCGUCCCUAUUGACUCUACCAAGAUCCCUUGCCUUUAUGUCUUUGUUGAGAUACAGAUUGAUGUCAAGUGCUUGCUGAGCACCAUCCAUCUUAAUCUCUCUAGUGAUGAUGUUAAGAGCAUCAUUCUCGCCGGGACCAUUCAGUUUACUUCUGCGAUUAGAGCUGUGAAACCGGAGUUGGAGAAGCAAGGUUUCAGUGUUUUGAUCCCUCAGUCAAAGCCUCUGUCGGCUGGGGAAGUCCUUGGAUGCACAGCGCCUAAGGUCACGAGGGUUGAUGAUCAUAAAGACGCUGUCUUGGUGUUCGUAGCCGACGGGAGGUUUCAUCUAGAAGCGUUUAUGAUAGCUAAUCCCAAGAUAAAGGCGUUUAGGUAUGAUCCGUAUCUUGGGAAGCUGUUUUUGGAGGAGUAUGAUCACAAGGGGAUGAGGGAGACCAGGAGGAGAGCGAUCACACGGGCCAAGGAUGCGAAGACUUGGGGGAUCGUGUUGGGGACGUUGGGAAGGCAAGGGAACCCCAAGAUUCUCGAGAGGUUGGAGAAGAAGAUGGAGGAGAAAGGGAUUGAUAGCACCGUUGUUUUGAUGUCUGAACUUAGUCCCACGAGAGUGGCCUUGUUUGAAGACUCUGUGGAUGCUUGGGUGCAGAUAGCGUGUCCGAGGCUUUCUAUUGAUUGGGGUGAGGCCUUUCUUAAGCCGCUUCUGACGACUUUCGAGGCUGAGAUUGCUUUAGGGUUUAUCCCUGGGUGGUGGGAGAAGGGUUCUUUGAGCAGAGCUGAGUCUUCUUCGUCUGGCUGCUGCAAAGAGGACAAAGAAACAAGCUGUGCCUGUAGAGAUGAUAAGAAAGAUGAUGAUGGGGUGCUUGAUGGAGACUAUCCGAUGGAUUACUAUGCACAGGAAGGUGGUGAGUGGAACUCAUCAUAUCUCAAGAAGUCAUCACGUCCCAUUCGAAGAAACCCUUUACCUUCUUCUUCUGUAGUUUAGAGUGCUGUUGGUAGAUUCUCAGCACACAAGUCAAAAUGCAAAUGGGCUCUGUUGAUGUUCAUUGUGCCAUCAAGAUUCUACGGACGAGUUAUUAUUAGUGAGUGAAACAAGCUUGUUGGCUGGUUAUGAGACUGACAACAUGAAGAGCAUACAAGGGGUGAGGAUUAAGAGAAAGCUACAACACUCCUUUACUGAGAUCUUGUCUUUUCAAAUUUUGGGUUAUGGAUUGCCGACAAAAUGGUUACUGAAGUGAAACUAUACGUCUUGUCUGUAGUAAAAACUGAUGAUCUUUGUUUUUCAAAUUUUAUCCGGUUUUGUUUUUGGUUGUGAAA
This is a messenger RNA of Brassica oleracea var. oleracea, 1897 nucleotides long. RefSeq names its product diphthamide biosynthesis protein 1. Gene Ontology annotation, molecular function: 2-(3-amino-3-carboxypropyl)histidine synthase activity. Gene Ontology annotation, biological process: protein histidyl modification to diphthamide. Bases 210 to 1565 code for a protein of 451 amino acids. NCBI's taxonomy places the organism in Eukaryota, Viridiplantae, Streptophyta, Magnoliopsida, Brassicales, Brassicaceae. The record is from RefSeq and is a predicted model, not a curated record. The transcript has 2 exons.